AUGAGUAACCCUCGUGAUCCGGCUCGGUUACGACAGGGACUCAACCCAUUAUUAACACAGUCAUUGGGUCCCUAUCAUAGCCAAAUCAACACCCCGCUGUCUUCCGUGUCGUCGGUACACCUUAACUCUGCUCAUACUCCUGGAAGCUCAAUUCAACCUUACAACCCACAGGAAUGGAUUGCCUCGCCCACUGCUGGUGCUGAGCAGCCUCGCCAAUAUCCAGAACAGAGAUCACCACUUCCUCCACCUCCAUACAGUCCACCGCGGAGCCAGCGACCACAAAGCGGCAUGUUUGAGUCGCCACCAACGGCCAACACAUCGGCGGCACGCAUCCCUCCAACGAAUAUACAUAGGCCUUCUCCCGAGCCCGUGGCCAAUACAUCGUUUCCUCCCCCGCCAGGAACUAACGGUAGAACAAGCUCGAGAGAGAGGCGUUUCGGCCUUCACUCGCUGAGAAGGAGUCGAGAACAUCAUGAUUCUAGCCCUCCUGAUCCAGUACCACCUGUUCCGAUAUCACGGCCGGGUCCUCUUCAGAUCCAGAUCCCACAUCCAUUGCCACAACGGAACGAUUCUGGUUCUUCUCAAGGCCCUCCUGGUGCUCGACGAGCCGCUUCUGCCAGUGCAAUUGAGACGCCAACGUCGGCCCGCUCACGUUCAGCGUCACAAACCAGGUGGGAACCCGGUAUGCCGCUUCCACCCCCACCUCCUGGCCCACCGCCCGCUUCAUCCAGAUCCCAAAGUCUCCAAAGCAUGCAUAGGACAAGCACGCCCAUGGCAUCACCGCCUACACGGCGACCUCCGCCGAGUGGAGUGACAGCUUUGGGGCCGGUACCUCCUACUCCAGCCAACUGGGUUGAUCAACCCGAACAGACUGCUCGCUCUCCCCCAGGCAGAGGCUCCCCGGGCCUGACUAUCGAUACUUCCAGUGCCGCAAGCUCUGUUCAAACAGGAGAAUCAAGUAGCUCCGCAACUUUAAGCUCUGGGAGUCUCAGCCGCGCAAGGGCAGUCCGUCAUGACAAAACCAUCGUUCAACGCCGUGCAGAAAGCCGCAACAGAUAUAGUCUGCACCAUAACUCAAUAGAUGGAACCAUCAAUCCCGCUCAACUCAGCGAUAUAAUGGUCCCCAGCGAGAACACACUUUCUCGCAAGCUGACGAUCAACAAGUCGACACCGAGAAGCGGGGGUAGAACUGCGGACGAUACACCCCGAACUGAUGAGCAUUCAACGACUCCACGGGCCUCUGCCUCAAUUCAGCGCCCUCGCAUUGAAACUGCAACACCCCCUUUCUCACCACAUCCUGCGAAGGGGACCUCGAUGAUAGAAGGAUCGCCUAAUGUGGUGCCCAAAGCGCUACCUACACCACCGCUCCAGACACGGUCAGCUUCCAGUUCCCAAACAAGGUUCAGGUCUACGACACCGGCAGAAGGACCAUCGUCAGCAUCCAUUUCAGGAACAAAACACACUGUUAUCACACAAACAGCCGAAAGAUUCUGUCACGAGACAAUUGAAAGAUUCCAAGCAUUUGCUGUUAAAGAGUCGACGGCGGCAACAGAUGCUGAUCGGGUGCGGUUGUUUGCCGAUUUCAUAGUUAGCGAAUCUAGAAUUAGGCGGGAACGGUACUCUUCAGCUAUCGGUGCUAUGGGUUCGGAAAUUUUCGAUCUUACGAGAGACAUAUUUCGCCCCAUGGUAACCAGGCGGGAAUCCGGAGCGUCGCAGGCCGAGUGGACGCCUCAGUCAUCUGAGCCUACCCGAUCUCAUCGUGGAUCGCUGACCUCAGUUUACCGCGAAAGCCCGGGGGAAUCUAGCUCUGCUCCCGCGUCGGCAAACAUCCCGAUUUCCCCUGUGGGUGGGCCGCCAAAUAAUGGGAACUGGACCUCAAACUAUAUGCCGUCUCUCUCCCCAAUUUUGAGUAUGAGCGUAAGCGACAAGCUUGAUGAGGCAGACUCCCGGGGCCGCCCAUCAAGUAGAUGGUGGGAGGCCGAUUCAUCUGGAACAGGAGGCAAAUUGAUUGAAAGAUCCAAGAGAGAAUCUAAGUAUAUGGGGGUGCCAAAGGAGGCUCGAGAGGCUCUUCAAUGGAUGGACAGCCCCCAAACACUCGAGAACCCUAGCGAUGGUCGGUGCUCGAGCGAGUACCCCCCAGAGAAAACCGGUUGGCAUGAGCCAGAACCAGAAUCUACACCGCAGCCCCUACGCUAUUCUGCACAAUCCCUCGCUUCCUCGGGCUCUCCAACAACACCUAAUCCUGCCCAUUUAGACAUAUCCCGUCUGGUCACUCUUCCGCCCCCAUUUCCACGCCAUCAUCCGGCAGUCAAUAAUAGUCACCCUGAACUUACAGAGAUGAGGACGGCUGUACGUCAGAUCAGUGACCUUGCAGAAAUUGGAGCCACAAAGGACAGAUUUCAGAUUACCAGCAACAAGAAGCGUGAGGAGGCUACCAAGGCUGCAGCUGAACGGCGACAGGCCUUGCGAUCCAACCUUCAACAGGAGGUUAAUGUGGGCAACAUGACAUUCGCAGAGGCGUCUGCUAUCGAGCAAGAUUCAAUGGUAGCUGAGAAGGACAAACUCAAGGAGCUUGGAAGGACGGAAUUCGAGCAGUUUCAAGCCCAGGUCGUCAUGCCUUUGAAUGACUUAGUCACUGGCCGUAUCACAAAGGCAACAGCAUUGUUUGACAAGUUGGCAAGCGGCCUCUUUGACGACGUCUCCAGUGCAGCGGACAUGCCCCAGGAAGAAGGCGACGACAAGCCUGAGCUCCUCGAAAAGCUGACGCUCCUGAAAUGGAUUUUUGAAGCCAGGGAAACCUUACAUAGGGCAAUCUACGACAUACUCACCGACCGCAACAACCGAUACCGGGACGUUGUACUGACACCGUACCGGCUAGCUGGUAAUCAAGAGAAGCUCCAAAACGCCGAAGCGUUCUUCGCCGAAGACGCCGCUAAACGUCAGCUGGCAUUCGCCCACGAGGUGCUGGCCCGUGUGCAAGAAUUUCAGGCCGUUGUUGAGCAGACCGUUAUGCGCGGUGUCGAGGUACAGUUAUCGGCCUUCUGGGAUAUUGCGCCACCACUGCGCCGUUUAUUGGAGAAGAUACCGCCAAGCCUAGACGAUUUCAACAUUCAGAUCCCAACAAUUGAGUACGAAGAGAAUCCUUCAUACUGUACACAUCCGCUGCAGUAUCUCUUCAGCCUUCUCCUUCACACAGAGAAAAGCACCUAUCAGUUUAUUGAAUCGCAAACAAACCUGCUUUGCCUAUUACAUGAAGUAAAGGAAGCUGUAACGCACGCCAAGGCAAAAGUUGUACAGAGCGAGGUUGAAGAUGGAGAAGGUCGAGAAUACAGCUCGGAAGAGUGUGAGGCACGUGCCCAACGUUUGCGCCGAGAAGAAGGCCAGAUAUUGACCGACGAUUUAAAAGAGAAGGUACGUGUUGUACAGGAUCAGUGGAACAGUGCCUUGGGCGAGAACAUCAAGAGUGUUAAGCAGAUGCUGGGAGAGUAUCUCCUACAAACAGGAGGUUGGGAUGAAACGUUGGAAGAAGGUGGCGUAGGCAGCGUCUAA
Molecule: messenger RNA, 3549 nt
Organism: Colletotrichum truncatum
Lineage: Eukaryota; Fungi; Ascomycota; Sordariomycetes; Glomerellales; Glomerellaceae
Source: RefSeq, a predicted model, not a curated record